GAAUAGUCGAAUCAAUUAAAAUGGAAGUAAUUAUGUAAUAAAUAAUGAAUAGAUGCAACAAGUGAUUAAAGAUACAAGCUAAGUUUUGUUGGUCAUUUUGUGCUUAACAUGUCUUCUGUCAAAGUUGCAGUUCGGGUCCGUCCUUUUAAUAGCCGGGAGAAAGAAAGAAAAGGGAAAUGCAUUAUUCAAAUGAAUGGGGCUACAACAGUAAUCUCCAACCCAAAACAGCCAAGAGAUAAUCCUAAAAGCUUCAAUUUUGAUUAUUCCUACUGGUCGCAUACAUCACCAAAGGAUGAGAAUUUUGCCAGCCAAAAACAAGUGUAUAAUGAUCUUGGUGUUGAGAUGCUGCAACACGCUUUUGAUGGAUAUAAUGUUUGCAUAUUUGCUUAUGGACAAACGGGUGCUGGAAAGUCUUAUACAAUGAUGGGAAAACAUGAUUCACUUGAGCAAGGAGGUAUUAUACCUCAGAUGUGUCAAGAGAUGUUUACAAGGAUUUCAGAGUCAACAGAAAACAACAAUUUGAACGAUACAGAAGGAAAUGUGACAUUUUCAGUUGAAGUUAGUUACAUGGAAAUAUACUGUGAACAAGUUCGUGACCUACUCAACCCAAAAAAUAACAAAAAUUUGCGAGUAAGAGAACACCCACUGCUAGGGCCUUAUGUUGAAGAUUUAUCUAAGCUUGCAGUUCAAUCUUUUUCUGAUAUCAACAACCUAAUGGAUGAGGGUAAUAAAGCAAGAACUGUUGCGGCAACAAACAUGAAUGCAACAAGCAGUAGAUCGCAUGGUGUUUUUAACAUUGUUUUCACCCAAAAACGCCAAGACUUUAUCACAAAUUUGGAAACAGAGAAGGUAAGCAAAAUCAGUUUGGUCGACUUGGCUGGUAGUGAGAGGGCAGAGUCAACGGGUGCAAAAGGAAAACGUUUAAAAGAAGGUGCAAACAUUAACAAAUCGCUGACAACAUUAGGAAAAGUGAUAUCUGCACUUGCUGACCAGGAUUGUAAUGGGGUUUCUACAGCAAAGUCAAAAAAGAAGAGGGGUGAAUACAUCCCUUAUCGUGAUUCUGUACUCACAUGGCUGUUAAAAGAAAACUUAGGAGGGAAUUCAAAAACAGCGAUGAUUGCAGCCAUCAGUCCCGCUGAUAUUAACUAUGAUGAGUCACUAAGUACUUUAAGAUAUGCAGAUAGAGCGAAACAGAUUCGGUGCAAUGCUGUUGUUAAUGAAGAUCCAAACGCUCGGUUAAUACGAGAGUUAAAAGAAGAAGUUGAAAGAUUGCGACAAGUCCUUCGUGCUGAGGGACUUGCCAGUCUUAUUAAUCAACAAACACUUAUGAACAGAAAUCGAAGCUUAAAUACGAGUGACAAAGGUGACAGUGAGAACGCUGGUACUGGAAUAAAUGCAUGUAAUAACAACAUAAAUGAUGAUGUUGAACAACUAAAAAGUCAAGAAAAAAAUGCCCUGGAAAGGAUAAAGGAGUCAGAAAAAAUUAUUGCGGAGUUAAAUGAAACUUGGGAAGAAAAGUUAAGAAAGACUGAAUACAUUCGCCAGCAAAGAGAACACGCUUUGAUGGAACUGGGUGUGUCGCUACGUGAGGAUGGGGGAACACUCGGUGUGUUUUCACCAAAACGUACUCCUCAUGUUGUUAAUCUAAAUGAGGAUCCAUUGAUGUCUGAAUGCUUGCUCUACUACAUUAAGGAUGGUCUAACAAGAGUUGGAUUGUCUUCUGCAAAAGUUCCACAAGAUAUUGUACUUAGUGGUCAGCAUAUAAAGGAUGAACAUUGUAUUUUGCAAUGCAAGCGGAUAUCACAAAGCGAGACUAUUGUGAGCAUACUGCCAUUUGAAGACGCCCAAACAUUUGUAAAUGGUCGUGAGGUUCAUGAACCAACUGAACUACGAAGUGGAAGUCGAAUAAUUCUUGGCAAAAAUCACGUGUUUCGAUUUAUGAAUCCAGAUCAGGCACGAAUGGAAAGAGGUCAGCCUGAUUAUAUAUCAGUUGAAUCUCCAUCUGAACCUGUGGAUUGGUCGUUUGCUCAGCGAGAACUUUUACAAAAACAAGGCAUCGAUAUGAAGCAAGAGAUGGAGAGAAAAUUACAUGAAAUGGAACUUCAGUACAAGCGAGAGAAGGAAGAAGCAGAUUCACUGCUGGAAAAACAAAGACUUGAUUUUGAGCAUCGACUUGAAGUCCUUCAACAGCAAAUGGAAACAAAUUCAAGUCUUUCUCUUGUUGGCCAAGAAGUCAGUUUUAAACCAAAACAAGCUGUGACUUAUACGGAGGCGAAUGAUCCAUGGAAUGAGAGGGAUUAUACAUUGGCAAGAUGGGCAUGGAAUAAAUGGUCGCAGUACCAAUUCACCUCGCUAAGAGAUGAUCUCUGGGGAAAUGCUAUUUUUCUCAAGGAAGCUAAUGCCAUCAGUGUGGAGCUUAAGAAACAGGUCUUGUUUCAAUUCGUCCUCUUAACUGACACCUUGUUCUCACCACUUGCACCUGACCUCAUACCACAAGAUGCGGUUGGGAAACCUCGUCCUUACAAUAAAACUAUUGUAGCUGUUCAAGUUUGUGAUUAUAAGAAUGGAGCAACACAUUAUUGGUCUUUAAAUAAGUUAAGGCAACGUUUGGAGUUAAUGAGGAAAAUGUACGAUCAAGUUUGUGAUUUUACUUCUGAACAAAACAAACCCAAUCAAGAUCCAUUCCAUGAUAGACUUGCAUGGCUUAAAAUGAUUGGCAGAUUCGUGUCACCAUCAAACAAUCUCCCUAUGUCCGUAUCUGAAAACAAUUUUCUUGGCCACCCAUCUUCAAAUGUCCCCACACAUGGGGCAACCACUUCACCCACAUUUGGGGUUCACAAAUCGUCCUCAAUGUCAGACCUUGACUAUGAAUCAGCUAUUUAUGCUUUGCUGAGUCAGCAGGACCCAUUUUACGACCGCACACCGUGGUUCAGCAUAGUGGGCAGAGGAUUUGUUUAUCUGAGCAACCUGUUACUUCCUGUACCUCUGGUUCAUAAGAUGGCAGUUGUCAGCGAAACUGGUGAAGUAAAAGGUUAUCUACGAGUUGCAGUACAACCAAUUAUAGAUCAGAAAAGAUUCCAUAAUGAUGAUUGGAACAACAGCACCAUUAGAUACACAAGCCGACGUCAAUCAGCCACCGCUCAUGUCAAGUUUGACCAGUUAUAUGUUGAAGAUGAGGAUUUUGAAACUUCCUCCUUAAUUGAUGAAGAUGUUGAUGUGAGGAUCGUGGAGGGGAGAGGAGACUCAUCAACCGAAUGCUCCAUCAUCGAAGGAACUCCAAAAAAUUCGCUUCCCAAGUCUGAAGAUUCACAAAUUUUUGAAGACAGUUUUGAAUAUGAAGGUCAGCAAUCAAUACAAACCCACUUACAAAUUGGCUCAGAGUUCCAGUUCCGUAUCACAAUACUUGAUGCUAUUGGCAUUUCCACCACCUAUGCUGAUAUAUUCUGCCAAUUCAAUUUUUUGAACCGCCAUGAAGAAUCAUUUUCUACUGAACCUCUUAAAAACACAGGCAAAGGAGCGCCAUUAGGUUUCUACCAUGUUCAAAACGUUUGUGUGAAAGUUACACAACGGUUUAUUGACUAUAUCAGCACUCAACCGUUAGUAUUUGAAGUGUUUGGUCAUUUCUCCAACCACCCAUUACAUGAUGAUAGCAAAGAUAUGGAAACGCUUUUAAAAACGAGACGACUUAGUCCAAUGAAUUUAGCCCCGCUGUCAAAACCCGUCCCAGCGUUAACCAUGGACAGCUGCGGAGGUGUCGUUGCCAGUGUUCCCAGUCGCACUCAGUGUGCAUACGAUCUCAUGAUAUGGUUCGAAAUAUGUGAGCUGGAAACACGCGGAGAGUACACCCCUGUAACAGUGGACCACCGUGGUGACAUAAGCAACAACACUGGUGUGUUUCUAUUACACCAAGGUAUUCAACGUCGUAUUGCUGUGACCAUUGUACAUGAGCAUGGACCAGAACUUGUGUGGAGAGAUGUCAAGGAAGUAGUCGUCGGUCGCAUACGGAACAAACUGAAGCCAGAAGAAAGUACCAACUCUACUGAUAAUAUUUUGUCGCUCAGUUUAUUGCCCGGACAUUAUGUAUACCCGCCUAUCGACGAUCGGAUAUCAUACGGAAGAGAUACAAGGACAUUCUAUCGGUUUGAAUCAUCGUGGGACAGUUCAUUACAUAACUCACCUUUGCUGAAUCGAGUUACAGCAUCAGGGGAUAAAGUGUUCGUCACUCUUACAUUAUACCUUGAGUUGGACAACUGUGCUACCCCUGUCAUAAUCUCGAAGGAUCUUUGCCUGGUGGUUUGUAAUAGGGAUGCUAAACUCGGCACACCUCGGUCGUUGCGGAAUUUCUUCAGUGGGUCAUACAGGUCCGCCGACAGUAACCGCGUCACCGGAGUCUACGAACUGUCACUUAAAUACAACGAGCAUCAGGGCGUUGGCAGUCCGGGCAUGCGAAGAAGGCGUCGUUGCGUCAUCGAUACGUCAUCAACUUACGUAAGAGGGGAAGAAAACCUCGCUGGGUGGCGACCGAGAGGGGAUAGCUUAAUAUUCGAACACCAACUGCAGUUGAAUCGCUUCCAUAAAGUUCUUCAGGUAGAGAAGACGAGGCAUAUCCUGCUCUUGCGGGAAACCAUGUGUUCGGAACAAAGCUCAGCUUACACGAAACGAUCAUAUGAACCGAUUGGCAGCGAAUCAGAGACGAGAAACGAUGAUGAGUUGGAACUAACCAAUACCAGGAUUGGAAGUUCACACAGCGUACAUAGCCUUUCAUCAUCGUUUGCCAAGGACAAGUUAAACGGUGUGAUAUUACGCGCCAGUGGUUACGGUGUGCAUAAGAGCAUGACUAUCGAUGGCGUUGCAAAGUCAUGUGACCCGGAUAAAGAUACAGACUCUACAGAACGUGAAAAGCAACUUACAAACAAGUGUCUCCGUCUUAUGCAGUACAGAGUACCUAGUUUAUUUGACUUACAUGACCCGGCACAGGCCGACCAGUCAAACAACGACAGUGGAAUUGGCGUCGAAAGUUUUCUAACUCCAUCAAACUCUGGUGUGAACAUCGUACAUAGCAACAGCAUCAUAUUCACUGACGAUAACGGAGAAACUAUCAGCUUUACACCUUCGCUGUUUGUACUCAAUACCGUGGUUUCGUUCUACAAGCAGCAAAUGACGUCGACAUGCAUGGAUGGUUAUAUGCGUUCAAUCCGCUUUUAGCCGGUUCCAUCCGCAGAUCAAAGCUGGCACGCAAAGCCCAGCAUGCAGUGGAGACGUGACCGCAUUCAAACCAACAGUUCCAAAUUCCGUUCUUCAACUGCAAGAAAUUUUCAUUAUUUAUGCCCAGCUUAUCUAACGUAGCUAAUUUAUAUGUAUAUAUAUAUAUUUAUACGUCACGUACAAUGUAUCCAACCCGCACGUUACCUGUACACGGUGAAAUUCUCACCAUAAUUGUUUACCCGCCGCACCAGUGUUGCUUUUCUAUUCCUUCCUUAUUUCGCCAAUUAUUCCUGAGUUACCUCUUUUUCUUAUCAAUCAUAUUUUGCUACAAGCUGCUCUGAACCCCGUCUAAUCAUCGCACAUACGUUUGAUCAUCAUUAGGAAUGUGCCGAAAUCGUUAAAGCAACCGGAAGGUUCGACCCGAACUCGGGUCGAGCUCUGAGGACACCAUUUGAAAACAAAAUUGCAAGAAUGCGUUUACUUUCGGCCAGAAGCGUCGAACGUCGAAACGACUCAAAAGCAUAUUGGUAAACACUAAAAAUGCAUCGCAAUAAAAAAAAGUUCAUACAAGUAAUUCGUUUAUAAUUGGUUUUCGAAUACGAGCUUUGGAAUUCAGCUCGACACAUUCCUAAAUCCCACUCAAAUCACCAUCAACACAAUAUAUGCUGUGAUUCACAUAUCUUCGUAUAGAGAUUAUUGCUUACAAACGUCACUGUUAUUUUUCAAUGGGCACCCACACUGUACAUGCAGUAUGCUGUUUAACUUAUUAUUUUUGCGCUUGCUCGUAGAUGUAGUUUGCAUUCGGUUCCAUCGACACGUUUCAUUUCUAACCCACUGAGCCUAUCGAUGUUCAAUGUAGAACUUCUACUUGAUAUUUUGUGAACUCGUUGUGCUGAUCUCAUUGUUGUUGCAAUAAAUUGAAAUUUAUCGGUG
Molecule: messenger RNA, 6138 nt
Organism: Ciona intestinalis (vase tunicate)
Lineage: Eukaryota; Metazoa; Chordata; Ascidiacea; Phlebobranchia; Cionidae
Source: RefSeq, a predicted model, not a curated record